Molecule: messenger RNA, 348 nt
Organism: Cetraspora pellucida
Lineage: Eukaryota; Fungi; Glomeromycota; Glomeromycetes; Diversisporales; Gigasporaceae
Source: the annotation of a GenBank genome assembly
AUGCCUAUAAAUAACCCAUGGAUUCGGUUUGGUAUAACAUUUGCAGAAAACAACUCUAUUGAAGAGACUAAUGUCAAUUUACAAAACCCACAAAAUAUAUUAGUAGAAACACAUGAUGAUAUAAUUGAAAAAGGACAAGAAAAAUAUAUAAAUUAUAAAAAAAAAUUUGAACUAGCUUUAACCUUAUAUGAAUGUGAGUUAGAUAAUAAUAAGUUUAUAACCAAUUUUGAUACUCUAGUAAUGCCCUUUUUGAAAGAAAUUGAUAAGUGUGAAGAAGUAUUACAAAGUCUUCAUCAACAAAAGACUUGGACAUCAGAAAACUCAAAGCUUGCAUUUUGGUUAUGCUAA